AGAACGAAGGGGAAAGGCGGGGGGACCGAGGAGGUGGCUCUCCUCCUCCCCCGAACCCCCAUAGCAAAAUGCAGGCCCUGUCAUUUCUUCCAACCAGGCCCCUAGGAUUUGCUUGACCUCAUUUUUCUUAUGAGUUGGAUGGCAUUUGGCAGAUGUAGGAAACUGAAGCCCAGAGAGGGAAAGGGACUCGCUCAAGGUCACUCAGCGAUCCAGGACUAAAGUUUCUUAAAGGAACAAGCCCUAGGAACUGGGAGCAUCCUUUCUAGCCGAGUGGGAGAAAAGAAAACUGGAGGUUUGGGGGGCAGGGCAGAGGUAAAGGCCCCCUAAUUUCUUGAUUUCAUCCGACCUCCCCAGAAGUGCCCUCCAUGGAGCCAGAAGGGGCCGUGGCCAACCUAGCUUCCCAGGGCCCUGGCCAACUCCAGGAGCCCCCCAUCCUCCCUGCCUUUGGCUCGCAGCCCGAAGACCCUGGCCAGGACAGCUCCGAUGGUUCGGAUACAGUAUUAUUGCCCCUGUAUCCUUCUACUCCAGACUCCGGGAGUCCCGACCUAGAUGGGGUCCUCACUGCACCUCAUACAGGCAGUUCCUUGAAGCACUCUACCACCCUGACCAACCGGCAGAGAGGGAAUGAGAUUUCAGCACUGCCUGCCACACUGGACUCCCUGUCCAUCCACCAGCUCGCUGCUCAGGGAGAACUGACCCAGCUGAAAGAAUACCUUCUAAAAGGUGACAACUUGGUGAACAAACCUGAUGAUCGAGGCUUCACCCCGCUGAUCUGGGCAUCUGCUUUUGGAGAGAUCGAGACUGUUCGUUUCUUGCUGGAGUGGGGUGCUAAUCCUCACGUCCUGGCCAAGGAACGAGAGAGUGCCCUCUCACUGGCCAGCACUGGUGGCUAUACGGACAUCGUGGUCAUGCUUCUGGAGCGGAAUGUGGACAUCAAUAGCUAUGAUUGGAAUGGUGGGACACCGCUGCUCUACGCUGUGAGGGGGAACCAUGUGAAGUGUGUGGAAGCUCUGCUGGCCAGAGGAGCUGACCUAACAACAGAAGCAGAUUCAGGCUACACCCCAAUGGACCUGGCUGUGGCUUUGGGACACAAGAAGGAGGGUCCUUUCCCAGAGGCCUGUGGGACCAACGACUUCUAACCCCAGGAUUGGCAAGAAUCACCCCAAUUCCAGUGGCGCCCCGUUACCUCCAGGACCACAAUCUUCCGUUUGGUUUUUAAAGCUAUUCACCACCUGGUCCCGCCCCGUCUACCUUCCUACCUCCAGACGCCGCUUCCAGCUCAGUGCCCUGGGCUCCCGGCUGUUCCUCCCACGCGAUACUCCAUCCCAGGCUCCCGACGCUCUCUCCCCAAGCCUGGAAUGCUCUCCUGCUGGUGUCUUCAAGUCAGCUAAAAAUCGCACUCUUAAAAAAAAAAAAAAAAAAAAAAACACCAUAAAACAAAAAACGCCUUUCUGUUAUUCUAGCGCCUUCGCUCCGAAAUCGUCCUCGGUUUAUCCCGUACCAUAGUUUGCAUGUUGUCUCCCCCGUGAGACCGAGACUGGCUUUUGCCAUUUGCUUUGCAUCCCCAGCGCUUAGCAGAGUGCCUGGCAAGUAGAAAGUCUUAAUGUGUGCGAGGUGACUGACCCAUUCCUGCUGGGCUCAGUAAUGGCCCCCACCCACCCUGGAGAAAUGCUUUUGAAAAUCUUGUGUUACUAAGGAUCUUCCAGGG
Messenger RNA from Gracilinanus agilis (Agile Gracile Mouse Opossum), 1708 nucleotides. RefSeq names its product regulatory factor X associated ankyrin containing protein (gene RFXANK). The transcript has 8 exons. Gene Ontology annotation, molecular function: protein binding. Lineage: Eukaryota; Metazoa; Chordata; Mammalia; Didelphimorphia; Didelphidae. Bases 366 to 1139 code for a protein of 257 amino acids. The record is from RefSeq and is a predicted model, not a curated record. Gene Ontology annotation, biological process: regulation of transcription by RNA polymerase II. Gene Ontology annotation, cellular component: nucleus.